UCAACUUGUAAUCAGACGCUGUUUCUACGAAGGGUUUUCCCCCAAAAGUUUCUAUUACAAGGUGUAAAAUGGGCGUGGGGACAUCCACAGCGUAUGCAGUUCGUUGCCUUCUGGCUCGUCUAAUGCACAGAACGUACACCCAGAUGCCUUUUGGCUUUCAAUCCAUCACCCACGAUCCAGAACAUCUCCGAUCUUUGUAUGUAUAUUUACAAGAAUUUCUUGUUAGCAGGAGGGUUGAGUAAAGCGGACCAAACGCCUCGAAACAAAUUGGAUGCGGUGGCCCCCAUAUCAGGGCCACAGGAAACAUUGACUUUGAAGAAUGUUCAGCACAUCGAGGAAAAGGAGCUGGAUGAAUACGAAAUAGUAGCUUUAAUAUAUCUGCUGUACGACAACUGUGAUGAUGCCGUUCGAGACUUGAAGAUUUACCUGGAAACGCUGAAGAAUCCCGGAAUUUUAUACAAAUGGGCAGAAACUCAGGAUCCCCACUGGAAGGAGAAGUUCGUCGAGGCGCUGGCCAUUAUCAAGAACUUUAAGGCUCUGAAACAACUAGGGUACUCGAAGGAAUAUCUGCAAACCAUGUACCUACCCUUGCAAGCGAGAGUUUCUUGCGCGGUUAACCACAAGCGCAAAGUCCUCUAUUUGAUCGCCGAACACUUGAACAGCGGCCAGUCCAGCCACUUGAUGGGGCUGAUGAAAAAGUCUUUAGCCAGAGCCAACAUUACAAUUCCCGACUAUUAUCGGGACUAUCUGGAGUUGAGUUUCCUCCAAUGGGAAUAUUCAAGAAUGGACUUCGGAGAUAUCCGAAACAUGCUCAAAAAAAUGGGCUUUGAGGUGUUUGCCGAUGAGCUCGAAUCUGUGAUAUCUCUUUCAAAGCAAGUGCGAAGCCAAAGAAAUUUACACUCAAAUUCCCUGGAGAAUGUGGUCUUGCGACCAGACAUGCGAAGACAGCCAUCAACCGCCAAAGACAAUACCAAUAACUUUUCAAUUGGAUCGUUUGAAACCGCCCAAUUCAGCGAAAUUACUGCGGACGAAAUGUCGAGGGAAUGGAACUCAUACCCGAUUGAUCGGGAUAAACCGGGAGUCGCCCUCAUAAUCAACCAGGAAGCGUUUUACACUGAAACCAACCCGGCGUAUACAGAUUUGCUGCAUGACCAAAGCGACAAUAUUAUGCUAGAAAACAGGCAGGGCACCGAAAAGGACAGUGACCGACUGAAGUCAGUGUUCAAUAGAAUGGGCUACAAAGUGAUAGUCAAGCCGAAUCUGGCCCACUACGAUAUGAUCAAACAAAUAGAAGAAACAAUUGACGCAAUUGUCGAGGAAAGCAGUUUGAUUAUCUGCAUUUUGUCGCAUGGAGAAACCGGAGUUGUCUAUGGGGCGAACAGCUGCCGAGUGUCUGUGGAGAAAAUCACGCACAUAAUGUGCGCGAGGAACGAGAACUUAGUCGGCAGGCCGAAAGUGUUAAUUCUGCAAUCCUGCCAAGGCAGGCAGUGCCAGAAAUUAAAAAAGCCGGUUGCCGUCGAUGGCAAUAGAACGGAUGGUCCGGCUAACGGGCCAGUCACCGCAGAUCUUCUCACGUUUUGGGCCACCAUUAGGGGUCAUGCGGCCAUUCGCAACGUGAAUAGAGGCUCAUGGUUCAUCCAGGCUUUAUGCGAUGAGAUCGAGAAAGGAAACAACAGAUACCACUUUUUGGAAAUAUGCACUCGGGUUGUACACCAAGUGACCAGCAUGAAAUGGGAGGAUUCUUCUGGCAUCAACGUGAUGACGCCCUUGGUUGAGCUCACAUUGAGGAAGCCCUUCUAUUUGCCUCCUUUCCGAUCUGACUGACGUUGUUUCAUGUUCAGGGGUUUCUUCAUUAUAAGUCCGUUGCAGUUA
Messenger RNA from Dendroctonus ponderosae (mountain pine beetle), 1872 nucleotides. RefSeq names its product caspase-8. The record is from RefSeq and is a predicted model, not a curated record. Gene Ontology annotation, biological process: proteolysis. The transcript has 8 exons. Lineage: Eukaryota; Metazoa; Arthropoda; Insecta; Coleoptera; Curculionidae. Gene Ontology annotation, molecular function: cysteine-type endopeptidase activity. Bases 199 to 1824 code for a protein of 541 amino acids.